AUGCAAGCCGUCGUUUUCAAGGGUCCAUCCAAGGUAGUCAUCGAGGAAAAGCCCAUUCCCCAGAUCCAAGAUCCAAAAGAUGCUAUCCUAAAGGUGCGAUACACUGCGUUAUGUGGCAGUGAACUCCAUGUAUUUCGCGGUCACCAAAAGUCUGGUAUAGACUUUAUCAUGGGCCAUGAGUUUACAGGUGAAGUUGUCGAAGUUGGAUCAGAUAUCAAGAACUUCAAAAAGGGAGACAGAGUAGUCUCACCUUUCACUGCAAGCUGUGGAGAAUGUUUCUACUGUGAGCGAGGCUUUUCCUCACGGUGCGCUCGAAGCCAGCUAUUCGGUACUGUUGCACUUGACGGUGGACAGGCAGAGUACGUACGUAUUCCACUAGCCGAUUCGACUCUUGCCCAAGUCCCAGCUUCCAUCGACGAGAAGAAGCUUGUUCUUAUGGCCGAUAUAUUCCCGACUGGGUACUUUGCGUCUCUGAAUGCUUUCUCAGAGACAACUCCGGAGGAGAUACAAAAAAGCACCGUACUCCUCUUCGGCUGUGGACCUGUUGGUAUCUGUGCACUUAUUAGUGCCUUGGAUUACAAGCCGAAGAACCUGAUUGCAAUUGAUAGUGUACCUUCCAGACUGGCACUUGCACAGAGUCUAGGAGCCGAGCCAUGGAAUUUCAAGGAGGACGAAGAAGGACUACGCCAAAGGGUCAAAGAACUUACUGACGGUCGUGGAGCGGAUAUCGUUAUUGAGGUCGUCGGACAUAGCAGCGCUCUCAGAAUGGGCUUCGAUCUGUUACGGCCCUGGGGCCGUAUAUCGAGUGUUGGCGUCCACAACCAGGAUAUCCCGUGGACCGGAAAUGAAGCCUACGGAAAGAACCUUCGUAUACAGAUGGGCCGAUGCCCUGUUCGGAGUAUCUUUGGUCAGGCCAUGGAUCUUUUCGAAAAGAAGCAGGACAUCCUUAACUUCAUGUCCCAAGAUAUCCGUCCACUCUCACAAGCGGUUCAGGCAUAUGACGAUUUCGACAACAUGCGAGCCCACAAGGUCAUCUUUGAGGCGGAUAAGUGA
Messenger RNA from Penicillium griseofulvum, 1053 nucleotides. Its product is annotated as alcohol dehydrogenase family protein. The record is from RefSeq and is a predicted model, not a curated record. Lineage: Eukaryota; Fungi; Ascomycota; Eurotiomycetes; Eurotiales; Aspergillaceae. Gene Ontology annotation, molecular function: zinc ion binding; oxidoreductase activity. The coding region runs from base 1 to 1053 and encodes 350 amino acids. The transcript has 5 exons.